Molecule: messenger RNA, 1095 nt
Organism: Papilio machaon (common yellow swallowtail)
Lineage: Eukaryota; Metazoa; Arthropoda; Insecta; Lepidoptera; Papilionidae
Exons: 4
Coding region: 92-655 (187 amino acids)
Source: RefSeq, a predicted model, not a curated record
UACCAAACACCGGACGUUUCAGUCAGUCUCAUAUUGGACGACUGCGCGUGCGCAAGUGUCUUAGUGUUCGUGUGAUCCAACAACAAACAAAAUGUAUUGCGAAAUACCAAAGUUAUUCAGAUGUUGCUUUUGUCUGCCUCUACGGAAAGGUGCUCUGAUAUUUGGAUACGUUAAUAUCUUGUUCUCUGUCGUCAUGCUGUCUCUGUAUAGCUACUCUGUGCACCACGAGCUCGGCUUCACCAUGGUGUACCACGGCUCCACCUCCGAAUUUGAAGACGGUGUGUGUGUAGGCAUUUACUGUGUGGAGAUUCUAAUGAAUGUUGCGCUGGUGUACGGUGCGCAUAAAAGGAAUAUUUUAUUCUUAAGGAGCUUCUAUUACUACGCUGUGGCGACCAUGCUGAUGACGUUUAUAAUUCAAAUCGUAUCUUUAGUAAAUUCACGUUACUUCGGAAUGGUCAUUGAAAUGUUAUGUCUCUACAUAACUGGACUAUGUAUACAUUUGUAUUUAAUCAUUGUGGUGCGGAGUCUGGUCAGCAAGUUGGAGAUAUCUGACGGCCAUGCGUAUGAGAACCAACUGCAGCAGAUCGUGAGCGGGGAGAUCAAAGUGGAAGGAAACGGAGUUUACCCUAGUACUGUAGUGCCCAAUACCGCGUAGUACCUUUCUUUGUCAUUCAUAUAUUCAAGAAAUAUAAACCAGAGAUUCUCAAACUUUUUCUCAUAGACCCCUUUUACAUUUCUGCUAAUAAAUUUUUAGCUACCUUCGUCCUUCGCGUAUCCUCCAACUUUAUUGUCUGCCAUCAUACACUUCUACUGGGUCUGCCAUGGACCCUAGGGGUUCUGCACCUUUCUGGGGAUCACAGAUAUGAACUAAAUAAAUUACGACUAAACUCAGGUUCAGUCCGGUCCAUUGUAAGAACCGACUAGUUUUGUCCCAUUGGGGGUCUAGGAUACAUCAUGCCUUUAAUUGUAAGAACUAGUAAUAGUAAGAGCUUAGGCUGUGCUAGGUUUUUUUAAGGAUAUACCAGUGCUUGUUCAACUUAUUAAUUUUUAAGACAGUCUUUCAAGUUAUAAUUAUUUUCUUUGAAAAUGAACAGG